AUGAUGGGGGAGGCAGCGAGCGAGCAACUGGAUAAGAAUGGUUGCGAUUGGAUGAAGUGCAUUGUGGGGGUGCCCUGGUCUCCUGAGGAGUUCAUCGAGAAGGCGCGCAAGUGCCUUCACCCUAAGCUGCUGACCUCAGGUCUGCCACCAGAAUUGGACCAGGUGAUCAACAAGAACGCCAGUGUAUGUGGGGAAUGUAUGGAGGCAGAAGACAAACUGAAGAAUGAAAUGUCUGCCCCCCGCCGCAACAUCCUGAAAUCAAAGAGAUUGUGCCUUUUUGAGAGGCUGCUGGGAGACGUCGGUCAUGAAGAUGUGAACAUUGCACGGGAAAUGGGAGAAGGUUUCAAGUUGCUGGGACCGGUGCCGAAGUCCAACUUUUUCCAGAGAAAGAGAAGAUACGCCACAAUGGCGGUGAGCGAACUGAAAAGGCUGGCGCCCCUAACGAGGAGGGGCAUCUACAACAGCACUGUGAGCUGUGGUGACCCGGAGAUCGACGAGGCCGUUUACACUGUCACGGAAAAUGAACUGGCCAAGGGCUGGCUCAGCGGGCCCCAUGAUUUCGAGGAUCUGCCAGAGACAGCUUCGCUGACUAGGCGCUUUGGCGUCAAACAAGGAGGUGGUAAGGUGCGGCCUAUAGACAACUUCACCGAGCCCCUGCUGAAUUUGACGAGCUCGGCCGAUGAGACGGUCACGCUGCACGGUGCCCCGGUCCUGGGCGCCAUGUUUGCCAGGUGGCUGGAGGUGACUGAACGCAUGGGCAUUGCAGACAAGGGGCUGAGGAUCAAAACGGUGGACCUGUCGGGUGCUUACAAGCAGCUGUGUCUGGCCGAUGAGGCGCUACAGGAUGGAUUCAUUUGUGUCUAUGAUCCUGUGAGGCAACGCCCUGCAAUCUUUGGACAGGUGGUGCUCCCGUUUGGUUCCGUGCCGAGCGUUCAUGGUUUUUGCCGCGUGUCGUCUGGCCUCUGGAAGCUGUGUGUGGUGGGCCUGAGCAUCAUUGCUAGCGUGUAUUUUGACGACUUCGUUUUCUUGAGCAGGGACGCCGCGACAGAGCACACCUCUGCGAUACUGGAGAUGUUUUUCAGGCUGACAGGCUGGGCAACCAACUUGGACAAGGCCGUGGAGUUUGGGCUGGAUGCGAAGGUGCUGGGCCUGCAAGUUGAUUUAAGCGGGUUGUCCUCAGGACUGGCCAAACUGGGAAAUACUGAGUCCAGGCGACAUGAACUGGAUGAGACAAUUAGCGAGGUGCUGAAGCAAAAGAACCUCGGCGUACACGAGGGCCAGAGGCUACGGGGACGCUUAUUGUUUGCGGAAAGCCAGGUCUUCGGGCGACGGGCCACUGUUGCCAUGGGAAUAUUGAACCACCACAUACAUGUGGUUCAAGGCGGACGCAUAUCAGGGGACCUGGUUUGGGCUUUGGAAAUGCUUCGUGACAAAGUUGUGCGUGGCCGGCCCAGGGAAAUUACACAUCGCAUGUCCAGAGCGGCGCAUUUGUAUGUGGAUGCUUGUCAUGAAGAGAGCAGUGAGAUGCCAGCUGGCCUGGGGGGCAUCCUGGUAUUCCCUGAAUCCAACAAGAGGAGAUUUUUUAGCAAGAUGAUGGAUGCCACGGAUGUGGCGCUUUGGAAUCUGACUGAGAGCGAGAAGCCUAUUUAUGAACUGGAAAUGCUUGCAAUUGUUUCGGCUGUGGAUCUCUGGGCUGAUCAUGUUUCUGGCAUGGGUGUUUUGAUUUUUUCCGACAAUGAGGGUGCUGUCGGCACCUGCAUCAAAUGCAUAAGCGAGAAUGCAGUUGGAAACCACCUCUUGCAAAACUUGUGCGAGUUGGAGGAACGCUAUGGAUGCAACUUUUGGUUUGAGCGAGUUAAUACUGCGUCAAACCUGGCAGAUGAGCCCUCAAGGGGCAGUGACCAAGAUGUCUCACUUGGAAUGUGUGAUGAGUUGAACCUGCGGUCGUUGUGGGAGAAGUUUGGCAUGCAUGAGAUACGAAGGGGGAAGAGAAAGCAUGCCAAAGAUGCUGAUGGCUAUGAGCCAUCUUUGGGCGAUGUGCCCUGA
Molecule: messenger RNA, 2046 nt
Organism: Effrenium voratum
Lineage: Eukaryota; Dinophyceae; Suessiales; Symbiodiniaceae
Source: the annotation of a GenBank genome assembly